CUCUCAGCGAAUAACGAGUCCGGGUGGAUCUUUAUUUUGUAAGGAGCCGACGGCCUGUCUGAAAGUCGCUGGCUUGACAGCAGUCGGAGCUGUGAGAGUGGAAAAGGUCGUCUGCCGCGUUAGGCCACAUUAAGCAAGACGCAGCUGGAUGAACGGACGUGGUGUGCUUUGCAUGUGCAUGUUGCCGGUCAUUGUGGUGUAGGCUGUCCUGUUAUGGGCGCACAGAAGGCUGCAUGCUUUAGUCAAAAAAUCACGAAUCACUGUUAAGUAACGGACGCUCAGGAGGCUUACUGCUGGUCUCAUUAUAUCAUCAGUGAGGAUUCAAAUCUGAGGAUAAAUUCACUCGUCGGACUUCUUUAGAACCGAGUCCAUUUUUCUUUACUCUGAUUUGUUACCUUUUAGAUGUGAUACAGUGUCGUCCGAUUGUGAUUGGCAAAAAUCGUCACUUUACUCUCAUCGCCAAUAAACUCCGAUGGAUCCCGGCGCCGAGAAUUUAAAGAUGCCAUCUGAUGAGAGAGAUAAUGCUCUGAAGCCUUUAGAUCCCAAAGUGGUCUCCGAGAAGAUCGAGGACGCAGAGGCGCAGAGACCCACAUGGAGCGGGCGCAUGGAGUUCAUCCUUGCAACGGUGGGCUACGCGGUGGGGCUGGGCAACGUCUGGAGGUUUCCCUACCUGUGCUACAGCAGCGGUGGAGGUGCCUUCAUGAUCCCUUAUCUCAUCAUGGUUAUGCUGUGUGGCUUUCCUCUGCUCUUCAUGGAAUUUGCCAUUGGCCAGUAUACUCGUUUAGGGCCCGUGCAUGCUUUCACCAAAAUAUGUCCUUUGUUAAAAGGUGUUGGUUUGGCCACAGUCGUUAUCUCCUUUGUGUUCUCCACGUACUACAAUGUGCUCAUGAGCUGGGCACUUUACUAUUUGUUCAACUCAUUCGGAGCAACUCUCCCCUGGAUUUCCUGCAACAACACCUGGAAUGCUGUCGGAAACUGUUCCAGUGGUUUCACCGGCAAAAACAACACCAAACUGCAGUCCGCCAGCCAACAAUUCUUUGAUUACAGGCUUCUGGAGAAAACCAAUGGCAUUGAAGAAGCCGGUGGACUUCGCUGGGAACUCUUUGGCUGCCUCCUAGCUGCCUGGGUCAUCGUGUAUUUAUGCAUAUUUAAAGGUGUCAAAUCUACUGGCAAGGUUGUGUAUUUCACUGCUGUAUUUCCAUACUUCAUCCUGUUUGCCCUGCUCAUUAAUAAUGUGCAGCUUCCUGGGGCCAAGAAUGGUAUCCUCUACUUUUUGACACCUGUCUGGAGCAAAUUGUUUGAAGUGAAGGUUUGGGUUAAUGCAGCUGCCCAGGUGUUUAACUCCAUUGGAAUAGCAUUCGGCUCCAUGAUAUCGAUGGCUAGUUACAACAAGUUCAACAACAACGUUCUGAGGGAUGCUUUCAUUGUAUCAUUUACCAACUCAUUUACGAGUAUCCUGGCUGGCUUUGUGAUCUUCUCAGCUAUUGGCUACAUGUCUCAUAUACAUAACCUUCCAGUGGACAACAUAGCUACAGAUGGUCCUGGUUUGGUGUUUGUUGUGUACCCUGAAGUCCUCUCCACCAUGCCCGUCUUUCAGCUGUGGGCCCCUCUGUUUUUCUUUAUGCUGCUGUGUCUGGGCCUGGACAGCCAGUUUGCCACAGUUGAGGUCGCCAUAACCUUCAUAAAAGAUGAGUUUGGCCCGGAAAUUUUUCAUUUCCUGAAGAGACAAGAGCUGCUGACCCUGAUUGUGUGCCUCAUCUGCUUUAUCCUGGGGAUUCCUCAUAUCACCCAGGGAGGUAUCUAUGUGUUUCAGCUGAUGGACCACUAUGCAGCCGUUGUUUCCCUCAUGUUCCUGGCUUUCUUUGAAGUUAUAGCUGUCUGCUGGAUCUUUGGUGUCUCAAGAAUCUCUUCAAUGAUCACGAGGAUGCAAGGGAAAAAACCAAACAUCUACUUCCGUCUCUGCUGGCUGCUGCUCUGUCCUAUGUUGGUGCUGUGUAUACUGAUCUCCAGCAUUGCCCAGUACACUCCUGCUCGCUAUGGGAAGUACACAUACCCUGUGUGGGCUGAAUGGGUGGGCUGGGGCAUCUCACUGGUCUCCAUAGUGUGGAUCCCAAUUGGAGCCAUUCAAGAAAUCUAUAAUAACAAAGGCUCAUUUCUUCAGAGACUUAUCAAAGCUAUGACCCCCACAAUAGACCUGGAUGCUGAGGUUUGGGAGCUGGAAAAACAAAACCAAGACAACCCAGUGUCUGAAACCUGGUUGACUUCAGUGGCAUGACCAGGAGUACAGCUCAAGCCAUAUCUGUGCAUCUGUAUGUACCAAAACUUGUGAUAAGGUGUUUAAAGCAGGAUGCUGUGUAGACCUUUAUUAGCAAUAUUUAAGCUCCUAUCAUAAAAUUUUAAUUAUAUCCAAUUUGUCCUACCAAAGGAGGGCUUCUUUACUGUGUCAUAAGCCCAUGUUACACUUGUGGUACCAAAACUCACCCACUUACAGUUAGGCAGUUGACUUCAUUAGCAUUAAAACUCAAAAACACCCCUUCAUCAUGUACAAAAUAUAUAAUCAAAAUCUGAGAUUUUUUCCACCAACUAAAGGUUAAUUAAUUUUAGGUAUGAGUCCUCAUGUGGCCUGUGGACUAUGCACAUGCUCAUACCACCCAAGGACAGAGAGUUAAAUGAUUAUUUAUUCCCUUUUGUUGAUUACUCAGUAAAAAAAAAAGCCUAGUGUAUGCAGUGACUUUCUGUUGCAAUGUGCAAUAAAUGUCAGCGAGUUGGUGUGAUGUAAGAGUGUAUUACUCAUCUAUGACAGGGGCACUUGGGAUCUUAUUAACUUUUUAGCUUCAUACUUCUGUGGACUGAGUCCUUGAAAGGCCACAGUUCUGAUCUGAUGCAUGAAGGGGCUAAAAGAGACCAGUCCCAUUUGAAAGUCUCCUCCAAAUGCAGCCUUCUUUGUUUUAACCAGUGUAUUCUUUAUGGCCUCACCCAUAAUGCAUUGUGCUGUUCUGUUGUUUCAUGUGGCAUUGAUCCCCAUCUAUUUGUGAAGCUGAGAAAUGUCGGUUAGAUAUAGAAGAUUAGAUAGAAUCUCUAAAACUGCUGCUUGUUCAUGAUAGCAGCCUGGUGUAUUGUUAUUCCAAUACAUAAGAGAAAAGCAGAAGUAAACCAUAACCCUUUUGAAGUACAUUGCCCUAAUACAUGAGAAGUUUAGAUCUCAGAGAGGACAGACAGUCUCAUGUUGGUAGGUGGAGUAGGUUCCCUGAACCUGUAAAGUUAGUCGUGAGCCUUCAGAGGAUCUGGCCUCCGAAGUGGAACACAAGUAGAGUAGAAGAGAGCUGCAGACAUUUAAGUGUUAGGAGACAUUUUAGCAUGUAUUUUCCUUAACCUUCCAUAACCUGCCUGAACAUCACAAACUCAAGAAAAAAAAACAAAAAACAACCUUGAACACACAUAAGCUGUUGUUGAGAUGUUCAACUAAAAACAGUAUAAACAAAAGCAGAACUAGACAAAUAUCAUUUUGUUCAAAUUACAGACAUAGCUAUUGUUCAGUUUGUGGAUUUUCCUGAAGUGCACUGUGUUAACAUUGCAGAUUUUGCUGCGAAGCUUCAAAAAGUUGUGACCAUCACUAGUGUUUACUUAUCUCCCAUGCAAUAGUGGGUUAUUGAUUAAUGUGAUCAGAGGAGGUUAAUGUUAUACCCACAUGCACUGAGUUCAAAUGGGAGUGAAUGAGUGCUUGGAUUCUGUCUGAUCUCCAGUUUGAGGACUAUGUUUGUUUUAUUCACCAGUAAAGCAUUUGGCAUUAUUCCUAACUAAUUUGGAGUGGGCAACUCUUAGUUUUACAGAUUAUAAAUGGUGCCUUUGAUCUGCAUGUAUAAAGCUGAAUUGGGCUAAUGAGGGCAGAUAAUCUUUGUGAGAGCAACAGUUACGUGGUAAUCUGGUCUCCAUUCAGAGCUACACAUUCUACUGACCCGGUAACAGACAAGCACACCAAGGAGGAAAUGUUGUUUAUCUUAACUCAAGCUACGGCUGUGAGAUUGUACACUAGUGAUGAGUAAUGUUUUUAAGCUUUGGGUUAGUGUAUUACGUAGAUGAUCUGCCUCAAAUAGAAAUGACCAUGUGAGAUAUGUGUAAAUCAAGAAGCCACACUUUCCAGUUGUUGUGAACUGCAAACCCUUAUUGGCCUUUUGCUGUCUUACGGGGCACUACAAGCCCUCAUUUAGGAGUGCCUUUUUAUCCAAAGAUAAAACGAUUGCUCUAAUGAUAGAUGCUGUGUAGGACGUUUGAAUAGGAUUUAAAAAUGCAAGGAACAAUUUAAGAUAUUUCUCAACUAUGUUACAUGCAUUUUACACUUUAUUCUUUAUUACUAUUGAAAGAUGAUUGUUUUCAUACUUGUAGAAGAAACUGAUCUGUGCAAAAGAAUCCAUUAAUCCCCUGUUUAAAAAGUCUUUUUUUUCACAAGAGGAGAAUCAUUGAAUCCAAUGUUGCCUGCCUCAAGUGCCUUUCAUGAUUUUUUUUGUUGUUUUUUUUUUUUACAUUUUUAGAUAAUCUGUAUUUAACAAGAUAUCCAAAACAUUUAUUUAAGAUCUUGCACUCUGUCUGUGUUGUUGUAAACUGCAUUAUUUUUGCUUUGUUAUGAAUUGUAUCAGCUGUUUAUAUAUGCAAGGAUGAUUUAGAAGCACUUUAACAACAUAAUAGAUUGCUGUUUACACUUUUUAGCACUUGGACUUAGGAAUUGUAAUUGGAUAUUAACAUAACUGUGCUUUUAAAACCCUUCAGUGAUUGUCACUUUUAGAAAUGUACAAAAUCAGGGCUGAGACACAGUAAAGGUCAUCUCAGUCUAACACCACACCUGCAGAUUACUGCUUGGUUUCAGAUGAUGCUCCCUUGUCUGAGGUCUUACUCAUCAUUGAUGUUAGCUGCUGCAGUUUGUCGCUGAGUGAAAACCUGAAGGCUUUCAUUGCUUUGUCAAACACGACUGCUCCUCUCUCGUGUCAAAUAUUCUAUCGUAACAUGCAAAGCACUUCCAUCACUGUUAUAUAGUUUUUUAAAGCUCAGUGCUAUUUCGUAAUAUGCUGUGAGCACAGUGGAACCUGCACGCUCACACACAUCAACAGUGAACAUGCUACAAGACUUUAUACAACAUAACUGUGCGUUAGUAAGGUUAACAGUGGCUUUUAAUGUCAAGACAUGAACUGUGUUUUUUCAUUUUUUCAUGUUUCUUUCACAAAAUCCUACAAAUCUUUAAAAUCUUUAUCAAAUUUAAUGUUGAUUUUUCAUAUCAAUAACUGCAUGUUUCUUACUAGUGCUUUUUUAUAAUAUUUCUGCUGUGUUGUGAUUUGUGGUGUCUGACAUUAUUUUAAAUAAAAAGCUUUCAUUUUCA
Scatophagus argus is the source of this 5368-nucleotide messenger RNA. RefSeq lists its product as uncharacterized. The transcript is spliced from 13 exons. Gene Ontology annotation, cellular component: membrane. Bases 473 to 2275 code for a protein of 600 amino acids. Gene Ontology annotation, biological process: sodium ion transmembrane transport. The record is from RefSeq and is a predicted model, not a curated record. NCBI's taxonomy places the organism in Eukaryota, Metazoa, Chordata, Actinopteri, Scatophagidae.